Messenger RNA from Sorghum bicolor (sorghum), 2013 nucleotides. Its product is annotated as serine/threonine-protein kinase HT1. Lineage: Eukaryota; Viridiplantae; Streptophyta; Magnoliopsida; Poales; Poaceae. Gene Ontology annotation, molecular function: ATP binding; protein kinase activity. The record is from RefSeq and is a predicted model, not a curated record. Gene Ontology annotation, biological process: protein phosphorylation. Bases 579 to 1688 code for a protein of 369 amino acids. The transcript is spliced from 3 exons.
CGCAAUUGCAGUUGCAGCCUCCCCUCCUCCAGCCGGUAGUGGCAGUACGGCAAUUUCAGCCCCAGCUGAAGGUCACUGUCUCUCUCUUCCAUCUUCUUCUUCUCUCUCUAACGCCCUCCCUCUCUCAACAAAACUCCCUGAAUUGCAAUUUGCAACGCAUGUUACUCUCUCUCUCUCUCUCUCUCUCCACAAGCCCAUCAUCAUCCAUCGCUCUUCCUCAGUCCCAGCCCCGGGCGCAACGAUCUGUGUUCGCAUCUUCCUCUUCCUCCAUUUCCAGCCCCAUGCGUAAUCUUCUUUCGGAAUUGAAUCUCUCCGUCUCAUGGCGCUCUGAGCAAGUACAGCUCCAGUUAGUGAGAGAAAUGUAGGCACCACAAAUCAACCCAACAUACCAGAAAUCCAAUCUUUUCUUUUCCCAGCCCAAAUCCGCGCCUCUUCCGGUGCUGCCAUAAAGUUUGGACUUUAUUACGAGGCUUUCACGACGUGCGAGAUUUCUGUUACCAAUCUCCACGAACCGGAGAGUCUGCCAUAAACGUUCGCAUUGCUUCAACCAAAGAUCCAUCCUACGAUCUUGGGGGCACAUGAAGAGCCUGCAGUGCUUCAAGCAGAGCGGCGGCGGCGGCAAUGGUGGCGGGCCGGGGAGGCGGCUGGAGCGGCGGCUGUCGCUGGGCGAGUACAAGAAGGCGGUGUCGUGGUCCAAGUACCUCGUAGCGCCGCCGGGCGCCAGGAUCCGGGGCGGCGGCGAGGAGCUGUGGAGCGCCGACCUGUCCAAGCUGGAGAUCCGGGGCAAGUUCGCGUCAGGCCGGCACAGCCGCGUCUACUCCGGCAGGUAUGCCGGCCGCGAGGUGGCCAUCAAGAUGGUCAGCCAGCCCGAGGAGGACGCCGCGCUCGCCGCUGAGCUAGAGCGCCAGUUCGCCUCCGAGGUCGCGCUCCUCCUUCGCCUCCACCAUCCAAACAUCAUCUCGUUUGUCGCAGCAUGCAAGAAACCACCAGUAUUCUGCAUCAUCACUGAGUUCAUGGCAGGGGGCUCCCUUAGGAAAUAUUUACGUCAGCAGGAACCUCAUUCAGUUCCCCUCAAACUAGUGCUGAAAUUAGCUUUAGAUAUCGCUCGCGGAAUGAGCUACCUACACUCCCAGGGUAUACUUCAUAGAGACCUGAAAUCAGAGAACAUACUUCUGGGAGAAGAUAUGUCCGUCAAAGUGGCAGAUUUCGGGAUUUCAUGCUUGGAAUCACAGUGUGGGAGUGGCAAGGGGUUUACAGGAACCUACAGGUGGAUGGCACCAGAAAUGAUCAAAGAGAAACAUCAUACUAGGAAAGUGGAUGUGUACAGCUUUGGAAUCGUCAUGUGGGAGAUUUUGACCGCUUUGGUUCCGUUCAGCGACAUGACUCCAGAGCAGGCUGCUGUCGCUGUUGCCCUGAAGAAUGCAAGGCCGCCACUGCCUGCUUCAUGCCCUGUGGCAAUAAGUCACCUGAUCAUGCAGUGCUGGGCGACCAACCCUGACAAAAGACCUCAGUUUGACGACAUCGUGGCGAUUCUUGAGAGCUACAAAGAAGCCCUUGAUGAGGACCCGUCGUUCUUCUUGUCGUAUAUUCCUCCACCGCACCACAGCCACCACCACCACCACCAUCAUCAGAGCCUUCUCCGGUGCUUCCCUCGCACCAUGCGAAGGUCUGCAUCUCUGAAAGUAUGAGGCCGGGAUAUUGCCUUUGUUAAUCGAUGCCGUGUACAAUAUGCACCCCUUUUGACUUUCUUUGUUUUCUAUAUGCGCACGCCGGCCCUCUAUUAUGCGGCAUUUGCAUGCUAUGAGUUAGUUUUUCUCUCUCUUUUUUCUCCUUGUUGGUAAAUUAUUUCCGUCAUUGAUGCCUUGAGUAAUGUAGAGGUGACAGGCAGGCAGCUUCCGGUUAUUAUCUAUGGAUGCCAUUUGCUUUUGGUGAUGGAAAACAUGAAAGAGCCUCAGUAAAUGUAAUAUAAUUUAGCUCUUCCUUCAAUUGUGAAUUUGUGAUUGUGCUUCUUCC